AGGCUACUGCUCAGGUGGAGACACCUGCUUAUCGGCUUAUCAGCAUGGGUCCCUUUCAAAAAAAGUUGAUGGAGCAGAUCUAUGGCUGGAAGCUUGAGUAACGCCUACUGGGUAUCAUACCUACAGCAAAGCGAAUUUGCUGCAUUUUGAUCUUCGCGUGGACGCACUUUUUCACAAUGGGUACUGGAAAUCGGCUUAAGCACCAGGGCAUACCAGAGCCACUGUCUGAAGCGCAUAUUGCGAAACUUAAGCGCAAAGCUGGAUUGCCUGUCGACGAUGUCCCAGAGACGAAGAAGCGGAAGUCGCAAAACGGCAAAGCUAGUAUCAAGGCCAAUGGAAAAUCUAAACCUGCGAAAGCGCCCCAAGCUCUCCCUUUGCGCAAUGGCAAAGUAGUGAAACCGAAGUCCAAGAAAAGCAAGCCUGAACCCGAAUUAGACGUCGACGAUAUGAGCGAGGGUAUUGGAGGCGGGUUCAGCGACGAAGACAUGUCGGAUCUGGAGGAGGCUGGGCUUAAGGACGAUUUCUUAGGCUCUGAUGACUCAGUUUACGACUCGGAGGGAGAGGGCGCGGACGAUCGCAGAGCUAUGUUCUCUGAGGACGAAGACGACUCUGACGCGGAGGAGAAACUCACGGCUGCUAACAUUGUUGGCCUUUCCCGGAAAUUGGACAAGGAGAAAGCCGAAGAAGAAGCCGAACUUCAAGAGACGCUGCAGACCAACAUCGACAUCCCUCACGUUCUCGAAGACGGAGCCGAAGAGAAUAAGGCAUUGCUGGCUCCCGAUUUACAGCUCUUGAGGCAACGAAUAACCGAUACUGUCCGUGUGUUAGAGGACCUGAAAAAUUUGGCGGAGCCGGGCACUUCUCGAUCAGAGUAUACUGCGCAAUUGUUGAAAGAUAUUUGCGCAUACUAUGGUUAUUCAGAAUUUCUCGCUGAAAAGCUGCUGAAUUUGUUCCCGCCGAGAGAAGCUCUCGCUUUUUUUGAUGCCAAUGAAACUCCUCGCCCUAUCGUCAUAAGAACAAACACUCUCAAGACCUCCAGGAGAGAGCUCGCCUCAGCCCUUAUCAACCGUGGUGUAACGCUUGAGCCAGUCGGCAAAUGGUCUAAGGUUGGCCUCCAAGUAUUCGAAUCAAAUGUCCCCUUGGGAGCUACGCCCGAGUAUCUUGCCGGGCAUUAUAUUCUUCAAGCGGGAAGCAGUUUUCUACCUUGCAUGGCUUUAGCACCUCAAGAGGGAGAGAGAAUAUUGGAUAUGGCCAGUGCCCCUGGUGGCAAGACCACAUACCUAGCGGCGAUGAUGAAGAAUACUGGAUGCAUAUUUGCAAACGAUCCUUCCAAGACGCGAUCACGCGGUUUAAUAGGAAACAUUCACAGACUUGGAGUCAGGAAUGUUGUUGUCUGCAAUUAUGAUGCUCGAGAAUUCCCGCACGUCAUAGGCGGUUUUGAUCGCGUUUUGCUUGAUGCACCGUGUACAGGAACAGGUGUCAUCGCAAAGGAUCCCUCCGUAAAAACCAAUAAAGGUCCUCAGGAUUUCAUCUCGAUACCUCACACCCAAAAGCAAUUGCUUUUGGCGGCUAUCGACUCGGUGAACCAUGCUGGCACUGGCGGUUUCAUAGUAUAUUCCACUUGUAGCGUCAGCGUCGAAGAAAACGAAAUGGUCGUCCAAUAUGCUUUGAAGAAGAGGCCGAACGUCAGAUUGGUGUCCACUGAGUCCGAAAUCCCCUUCGGGACGCCCGGAUUUACGUCGUACCAGGGUAAAACCUUUGACAAGAGUUUAAGUCUCACUCGCCGAUUUUAUCCACAUACUUUGAACAUGGACGGCUUCUUUGUCGCCAAGUUCCACAAGAUAGGGCCAACACCCGCGAACUUGAUCAGGAACGGGGCUGAGUCGGCUCCGAAACAACAAGAAGUAAUUGACAAAACUCCUAUCCUGGCCGACGACAAGACUCCUGCUCAGGCUGUGGUGGAUGAUGAUUUUGGCGGGUUUGAUGAUGACGAAGACGCCGAAUAUAUGCAGCGUGCAAAGCGAAAUGCGAUGCGAAAGCGAGGUCUUGACCCCAAGGCUCUCGAGAAGCCUAAAGCCAAAACCAAGGCGAAGAGUGAAAGCUCGGAAGUCAAGAGCAAGGCAAAACCCACGAACGGCAGUAAAGCAAAGAGCAAGAGUAAAGCAUAGAUAUCUAACUAAUAUUGGCCAUUUACUGGUUUGACAUUAAACUUCUUCAUACCAAUGUCAACGUUCUAUCUCUUGCC
This is a messenger RNA of Xylaria bambusicola, 2245 nucleotides long. Its product is annotated as NOL1/NOP2/sun family-domain-containing protein. The transcript has 21 exons. The record is from RefSeq and is a predicted model, not a curated record. The coding region runs from base 177 to 2168 and encodes 663 amino acids. Gene Ontology annotation, biological process: rRNA base methylation; maturation of LSU-rRNA. Gene Ontology annotation, molecular function: RNA binding; rRNA (cytosine-C5-)-methyltransferase activity. Lineage: Eukaryota; Fungi; Ascomycota; Sordariomycetes; Xylariales; Xylariaceae. Gene Ontology annotation, cellular component: nucleolus.